UGCGCACCCGUCCGAUAGGCUUGCAGAUUCUGUAACCCCGAAUAUGGUCUGAUCUGACUUCUUCCCUUCGACCCCCUAACCCUUUUCCAAUCUUGCAAUGACCCGUCCAGAAACAGGAUAUAGACAUGUGUGAACAAUUCCCCGUCACACUGCGGCGUCGAUGACGAUAGGUCGAUCCGGGGUCCUCAUGCUCAUGCUCAUGCCUGUGAUGUGUUUCCAUCUAGCCUCACCUCUCUGCUUCACCCCGCCCGGAGUCCCUGCCCUACUCUUUCACGAGAAAAAAAAUGAUACCCUCCUCAUCUCCCACGCUUCACAUCAAAAGUGGGCGCGUUCUAGAUGCCCCCUUCGACAUCUGCAUCCACUUUUUUGGCGCGCGCGCCCCCAGCGUGCGCCCGCAAACGCACCGCCUGCGCCCGCCCCAAGCCCCCGAGAGAUUCGACCUGGGUUGUUCACCGACGUCGACGGGUCUUCCCAGCGCAUUGACGACAAUACAAUCAUGUCAUGUUGUGUGUCGUCGUGUGCUAUGUACGUUGUAAUUGCACACACGAGAAGGAGCCCACAUGUGAAAUGUUUAGGCUAGCGUUUUUGCUUCUUUUUUCUCCUCCUCCUGCUUGCCCAUUUCCACAUGGCCGCCAGGCUGCAGGUAGGAAGGGAAAGUCUCCGGCUGGAUUUGGAUAUUGCUCAGGGGGCUGGCUUGUCGAGGAGAAUUUUUUUUCUUCGUCUUUUCUCUUUGCGGUGGACGUCAGGGGAGGAUGGGGGGGAAAGCGUGUUCGAGGCGAUGCCCCUCCGCCUCUC
Aaosphaeria arxii CBS 175.79 is the source of this 795-nucleotide messenger RNA. RefSeq lists its product as uncharacterized. The record is from RefSeq and is a predicted model, not a curated record. Lineage: Eukaryota; Fungi; Ascomycota; Dothideomycetes; Pleosporales. The transcript has a single exon. Bases 161 to 580 code for a protein of 139 amino acids.